Molecule: messenger RNA, 523 nt
Organism: Musca vetustissima
Lineage: Eukaryota; Metazoa; Arthropoda; Insecta; Diptera; Muscidae
Exons: 3
Source: RefSeq, a predicted model, not a curated record
AUUUGCCACGUGAUGGACCGCACAUAAAAGGCCAACAAUUUCAAUAUCAAAUUGGUGAAAUAUUAAAUUUAAAUUGCUCAUCGGGAAAAUCACAUCCAGCAUCACAUUUACAAUGGUUCAUCAAUGACCAGCCGGUCCUCGAUGAACAGUAUUUGAUUCGUUACAAUGACACGGUACACCGUCAUGGCCUCAUAACGUCAACAUUGGGACUAGAGAUGACAGUUGAUGCUCGUCACUUUCAGAAUGGUGCCAUGCGCGUCAAAUGUCUUGCCAGCAUAUCUCCCGUUCUGUGGAAAGGUGACAAAGAAAGUGUUUUACAGCGACGACCUGGAAUAAUAGAUAAUCGGGAGGCCAUGUUAUUGGUUCGCAGUUCGUCGACAGGUCUGCAUCAGCGGUGUGGCCAAUACAACAGCAGCGCUUUAAUGCUUUUGCGUCUUCUAACCACAACGGCCAUACUAAUGAAACUAUGUCAAUUACUGCACUUGCAUCGAGGAUUCACUUAAAUAUCCUGUAGCACUUGAAC